Molecule: messenger RNA, 153 nt
Organism: Parastagonospora nodorum SN15
Lineage: Eukaryota; Fungi; Ascomycota; Dothideomycetes; Pleosporales; Phaeosphaeriaceae
Exons: 2
Coding region: 1-153 (50 amino acids)
Source: RefSeq, a predicted model, not a curated record
AUGCCCUCGGCCCAAGUGCUGGCACGUUACAAGUAUAGCUCAAUCCCUGAAUGGUUCCUCGCGCCCGUGUUCAAUGCGGCCGACCCGUGUGUCGUCAAGUCUGACAGCAGCGGAAAAGCAAUGCCAAUCGCCGGCAUGGCAACAUCCGACUGA